CAUGGAUUUCUCUUGUGUGUCCGUCGUGAUGUUGGCGGGCUGCCUCAUUGACCCCGCUCUGAUGUUUGCCUUUGACAAGGAGAUCGUGGACAUGACUGACCAGUUCGACAGUUUCGACUCGAUGUUCGGGAAGGAGAAAGAUGAAGAGACGUACCCCAGGUUGCAGCAGGCGAUCGACGAGCUCAGAGACAGGGUGGAGAACCUCACCGCGGUCGCCGCCACACUCAGGGCAGAAUGUUCGAAAGUGAUGUCAUCACUCCAGUCUCUCUCCGUCGCAGCAGAGCGUUCCGAGUCUCAAUAUCCGGACACUUCCGGUCUGGCGACAACAGUAGAACAUGCUGACAGUGGCCUGCAUGGUAUGAUUACGUCACUAGAAGACAGAACCAACGAACUGUCACAAACAGCAUCAGCUGAUAACACUGUUAACACGGGCCGCGUUCAGGAGAAGAGUUCGGAGACCGAACAGAGGAUCAACACUCUACAAACGACCCUCAGUGAUCGAGCGAAAGCCGUCACCGACUUAAGUUCAACAGACAGAACUGGUACGUCGUGUCCUACUGGCUGGGCUAGCUACGGUGCACACUGUUACGGUUUCUCUGAUCAAAAACAAACUUGGACAAAGAGCUUGGCUCUGUGUUCGUCAACUGGGGGCUACCUACUCGAACUAAACAGCAAACCCGAAUGGGAUUUCAUCGCCUACACAUUUAUGCCUCGACACGGGACACAGUCGAUCUACACGAGCGCCACCGACUUGUUGCUGGAAGGUCACUGGCGGUGGGCGAGGAGCGGGGAUCUCAUCCAGUUCGGCGACGACACCUACAUGAAGUGGGUGGCGGGACAACCGGACAACUGGUACGGGAAAGAGCACUAUGGAGAACUGCGGGCUAGGGACUGGAUGUCGCAUUACUAUCGCCUUAACGAUCUGUUCUACACGUCAGAGUACAAACCAGUCUGUGAGAAACAAAUGUAAUGCACUUAACAGCCUCUAUGUGAUUUCCUGGCUUGUGUGAACAGUGACAAACAUGUGUUUGUGUAUCUCAUCUCAAUAAACAGACUGCUACGACAAAUAAACACGUGUUUGUGUGUCUCGUCUCAAUAAACAGACUGCUACGACAAAUAAACACGUGUUUGUGUGUCUCAUCUCAAUAACCAGACUGCUACAACAAAUAAACACGUGUUUGUGUGUCUCAUCUCAAUAAACAGACUGCUACGACAAAUAAACACGUGUUUGUGUGUCUCAUCUCAAUAAACAGACUGCUACGACAAAUAAACACGUGUUUGUGUCUCAUCUCAAUAAACAGACUGCUACGACAAAUAAACACGUGUUUGUGUGUCUCAUCUCAAUAACCAGAAUGCUACGACAAAUAAACGUGUGUUUGUGUGUCUCAUCUCAAUAACCAGACUGCUACGACAAAUAAACACGUGUCUGUGUGUCUCAUCUCAAUAAACAGACUGCUCCGACAAAUAAACACGUGUCUGUGUGUCUCAUCUCAAUAAACAGACUGCUGCCACAAAUAAACACGUGUCUGUGUGUCUCAUCUCAAUAACCAGACUGCUACGACAAAUAAACACGUGUUAGUGUGUCUCAUCUCAAUAAACAGACGGCUACGACAAAUAAACACGUGUUUGUGUCUCUCAUCUCAAUAAACAGACGGCUACGACAAAUAAACAUGUGUUUGUGUGUCUCAUCCCAAUAAACAGACGGCUACGAUAAAUAAACAUGUGUUUGUGUGUCUCAUCUCAAUAAACAGACUGCUACGACAAAUAAACACGUGUUUGUGUGUCUCAUCCGCUGUAAACAGACGGCUACGACAAAUAAACAUAUGUUUGUGUGUCUCAUCCCAAUAAACAGACGGCUACGACAAAUAAACAUGUGUUUGUGUGUCUCAUCACAAUAAACAGACUGCUACGACAAAUAAACACGUGUGUGUGUGUGUCAUCUCAAUAAACAGACUGCUACGACAAAUAAACACGUGUUAGUGUGUCUCAUCUCAAUAAACAGACGGCUACGACAAAUAAACAGGUGUUUGUGUCUAUCAUCUCAAUAAACAGACGGCUACGACAAAUAAACAUGUGUUUGUGUGUCUCAUCCCAAUAAACAGACGGCUACCACAAAUAAACAUGUGUUUGUGUGUCUCAUCCCAAUAAACAGACUGCUACGACAAAUAAACACGUGUUUGUGUGUCUCAUCUCAAUAAACAGACUGCUACGACAAAUAAACACGUGUUUGUGUGUCUCAUCUCAAUAAACAGACUGCUACGACAAAUAAACACGUGUUUGUGUGUCUCAUCUCAAUAACCAGACUGCUACGACAAAUAAACGUGUGUGUGUGUGUCUC
Messenger RNA from Gigantopelta aegis, 2338 nucleotides. Its product is annotated as asialoglycoprotein receptor 2-like. Lineage: Eukaryota; Metazoa; Mollusca; Gastropoda; Neomphalida; Peltospiridae. The record is from RefSeq and is a predicted model, not a curated record. The transcript is spliced from 8 exons. The coding region runs from base 2 to 970 and encodes 322 amino acids. Gene Ontology annotation, biological process: positive regulation of cytokine production involved in inflammatory response; positive regulation of cell migration; positive regulation of lymphocyte activation. Gene Ontology annotation, molecular function: pattern recognition receptor activity; (1->3)-beta-D-glucan binding. Gene Ontology annotation, cellular component: cell surface.